AUGGCAACUACUACACGUGUUCCCUUUGUUUCCGCUACCACACGUUUUCCCAACCAAUGCCAUAAAUACUCCCUACUUGCACCGUCAAUUCCUUUACCAGUUUCUUCUUCCUCAUUAACCAUUUCAUCUUCUUCUUAUCCUUGUUAUUCUACCUCAUCUCUUUCACUUCCAACAUCAAGAACUCUUAAGGGUGUGAAGAGAGUUGGAGUUAGAACAAGUUCUGUUGUUGCUAUGGCUCAAUCUUCAAAGACUACUGUGCUUGUUACUGGUGCUGGUGGUCGCACAGGGCAAUUGGUUUAUAAGAUAUUGAAAGAGAGGUCAGACCAAUAUGUUGCUAGAGGGUUUGUUAGGACAGAAGAAAGCAAGCAGAAAAUCGGUGCUGCUGCUGAUGUUUUUGUUGGUGAUAUAAGAGAUGUUGAAACUCUUGUUCCUGCGAUUCAAGGUAUUGAUGCUCUCAUUAUACUGACAAGUGGAGUACCCUUGAUGAAACCUGGAUUUGAUCCAACACAAGGGAAUAGACCCGAGUUUUAUUUCGAUGAUGGUGCAUACCCCGAACAGGUUGACUGGCUUGGGCAGAAAAAUCAAAUCGAUGCUGCUAAAGCUGCAGGAGUAAAGCAGAUUGUGUUAGUAGGAUCUAUGGGCGGAACAGACCUUAAUAAUCCUUUGAACAGUUUGGGUAAUGGGAACAUAUUGGUUUGGAAAAGAAAGGCUGAGCAAUAUCUGGCCGAUUCUGGUGUUCCAUAUACGAUUAUAAGGGCUGGUGGCUUGCAAGACAAAGAGGGAGGUAUCCGGGAACUCCUCGUUGGGAAGGAUGACGAGCUUCUAAAGACUGAAACCAGAACUAUAGCUAGACCUGAUGUUGCAGAAGUCUGCAUCCAGGCACUAAAUUUUGAGGAGGCUAAAUUUAAGGCAUUUGACUUGGCAUCUAAACCCGAGGGAAAAGGUUCACCAACAAAGGACUUUAAGGCUUUGUUUUCCCAGAUUACUACUCGUUUUUGA
Vicia faba (fava bean) is the source of this 999-nucleotide messenger RNA. The record is from the annotation of a GenBank genome assembly. NCBI's taxonomy places the organism in Eukaryota, Viridiplantae, Streptophyta, Magnoliopsida, Fabales, Fabaceae.